Heterostelium album PN500 is the source of this 1515-nucleotide messenger RNA. RefSeq lists its product as uncharacterized. The transcript has a single exon. The coding region runs from base 1 to 1515 and encodes 504 amino acids. The record is from RefSeq and is a predicted model, not a curated record. NCBI's taxonomy places the organism in Eukaryota, Evosea, Eumycetozoa, Acytosteliales, Acytosteliaceae.
AUGAAUAUAAAUAAUACUUCAACAAUUAAAACAGAAACUACAACGACUACAACUACAACAACAACAACAACAACAACCACGACUACAACAACAACAUCUACAGCUGUAGUAAAUACCUCUGAUGAUAUUGAUGCUGUAGAUAGUCAAGUCAAAUCUAAUAGAUCAUCUGCAAGAAAAAAGAAAUCCAGUCAAUUGAAAACAAUAGAUUUCAAUUCAAGUAAAGAUGAAUUAUUAGUGUUAAAGAAAGAUCAACUCUUUCAGAUAUGCCAAGAUAACAAGAUCAAAGUUAACAAAUCAGCGAGUAAACUACAGCUUGUAGACUCGAUUGUAGAGGGUCGAGAUGUUCAGAGACAACUAAAAAAGCUAUUGGUUGACGACAAUCCUGCAUCGCAAUUCCACCGUGGUCAUGUCGAAUACAAUCUACCGGUGCUCAUCAUCCUGAAGAUCUUCCGAUACUCUUGGCAGAUUUCAACCACUCAUUGCACUCCAUUGUUUUCGUACUGCAAUGCACUCAUACUGACACAGAUCAACAAACAAUUCUUUGGUUUAGUCAGUCGUAUGUUUGACAAUGUCUAUUUGAAACAACGAGUCACCUCUAAAUCCAAAGGUUACAAAAAGAAUGGAAAAUGGCAAUAUUCCGUUACCACUUAUGAUCCUCAAGUCAAUAGACUCACCAAUACAUGGUGUCCAAUCAAGAAUAUAGUCAAACUCAAAGUAAAUCAUUGUAUGUUUGGUCUGUUGAUGAAAAAAGAAUCGGUUCACCUCCAACAUAUUCUCUCGUCGGUUGAAAAGCUACAUAUCGAAUGGGAUCGAGCAUCAUCUACUGAAUUUGCAUCUACCGUCUUCAAGAAUAUGGCAUUCAUAGUGUCCAAGCUUCGUUACUUAAAGUGUCAGAUCGGAAUUGAUAGCAAAAACUACCGACAGAUUGCAAAGAUUAAGACACUAAAGAAAGUGACAUUCACCUAUAGAUCUGACAAUCUUGAGCGAAUUCUGUUCAGCAACCUUCCUUCACUUGAACAAAUCAAUAUUGUACUCUUGGAUAUCAACUUGAUUCCAAAGGAAUCGAGAAGUUCAAUCAAAGAACUUGGCUUUGUCAAUCUCAACGAAAAAGUUCAUCGUAAUAUGGAUUUCCCGAAUUUACAAAAGAUAUCGUUUGCAGAGCUGUCAAACAAAGAUUUGUUUACACAUUUCAACCCUGCUACUUUCAACAUCACUCAUCUAUCGGCAUACUUGAAGUAUGAUACUCAUCUCUGGUUUGAAGUGAUCGGUUUAUUGAAAAACUUAAUCGUAGUUGAGGAUCAAACCAUUCAUCAUGAUAAGAAAUGUGGGGAAUCUAUCUGUGAAAACUACAUUAAAGUUGAUUGUCCAUCAUCACUGUCAAGAUUCAUUAUUCACACAAAUAACAAUAACUUUGAUGCCACCAAUCAUUUUCUUCAAAUAGGAUUGCAAUAUUCAUACUACUCUUCAAACUAUCAAACUUUUACUCGUUCCAGAAAACUAGUUUAUCACGUUUAA